CUUAAUGAGAAUCGAUAAGCCCUCACUUUUGGUUGCUCUUUUUUGAGGAAAGACGAAGAAGAAGAAGAAGACAACCUGAUAUUUGAAUAUGAUUUCAGUCAAAAUUCUAAAUAGCUAUUAUCAAUCACCAUUUCUCUCCAAUUCUUCUUCCAAUUUUCAAACAAGGGUACAAACAGAAAAUAAAUCCAGAUUUGCACCAAUUAAAGUGAUUGAUGGACGAAAACUGCGAGUGACAGGAUGUAGUGAACAAGGAGGAGAAAAGAAGAAGAAUGAAAAGCAAACUUUUUUGACUCUAGAAGAAGCUGGUUUGGUAGAAAUAUCCGGUCUGAGCACUCAUGAGAAGUUUCUGUGCCGUUUAACGAUAUCGUCUCUGAACCUAUUAAGAGUGAUAUCAAAGCAAGAAAGGGGUGCGAUUGAGGAGCUAAAUGCAGGGAGGAUAUGCGAUUGGUUCAUGAAGGACAAGCUUAAAAGGGAACAGAACAUGGAGUCUGCAGUCCUUCAAUGGGAUGAUUCCGAUUUCCCUUUUUGACUUUAUUUUUUAGUUUCGCCUUAUGCUUCUGAAUCACUAGGUAUGGGAAUUGAACCAAUCCAGGCUGUUUUUUGUUCUGCUAAAUUAUCACAGAGAUUGUCCUG
Tripterygium wilfordii is the source of this 633-nucleotide messenger RNA. RefSeq lists its product as uncharacterized. Bases 89 to 529 code for a protein of 146 amino acids. The record is from RefSeq and is a predicted model, not a curated record. The transcript is spliced from 2 exons. Lineage: Eukaryota; Viridiplantae; Streptophyta; Magnoliopsida; Celastrales; Celastraceae.